AUGGACUUUGAGGACGUGGCCAUUGCCUUCUCUCAGAAGGAGUGGCAGCUCCUUGAUGAGGCUCAGAGACUUCUGUGCUGCGAGGUGAUGCUGGAAGUGUUUGCACUGGUCUCAUCUGUAGGUUGUGGGCAUAAAACAGAUGAUGCGGAGACAUGUUCUGAGCAGAGUGUAUCUGUACAAGGGGAGUCACAAGUCAGUGCUUCUAAGACAGCUCCAGCAAUCCAGAGGACCCAUCCCUGCCGGAGGUGUUUCUUGUUUUUAAAAGAUAUUCUGCACCUGAGUGAGUUACAAGCAGUAGACUUUGAGCAGAAAGCCUUCUUCAGUGAUGCAUGUGUGAGAGACUUCUGUUUCAGUGCAAACCCUCACCAGCCACAGAGGGAAGCCAGUGGAGAGAAGCCCUGGACAGAAGCUGUGGACGGGGCCUCGUUUGUGACCAGGUUCAGUUUCUACUUAUCAGGGCUGCCUUCAACCAGUAAGGAACUUGGGGAAGACUUCCCAGCCAUCUCAGAGCCUUGCCAGCACCAGGCCCCUCCCAACACUGAGGAUCCACACAGUGGCAGUGAGAUUUUCCAGAAAUUUCUCAAUAGAAAAAGACAUCACCAAUGGGAUGAAUGUGAAAAAGCUGCCAGCCAUAGCCAGAACCUUGUUCAACGUCAGGGAGACUGCUCUGGAAUAAAAUCGUAUGAGUGUAGUGAAUGUGGGAAGGCAUUCAGGAAAAAAGCUCACCUCACCAAACACCGCAGAGUUCACACUGGAGAAAAGCCUUACAAAUGCAGUCAAUGUGGAAAGUCAUUUACCUCCAAUUAUUACCUCUUUAUCCACAAGAGAGUUCACACUGGAGAAAAGCCUUACAAAUGCGGUGAAUGUGGAAAGUCAUUUAGCCGCAGUUCUGUCCUCUUCACCCACCAGAGAGUUCACACUGGAGAAAAGCCAUACCAAUGUAGUGAUUGUGGGAUGUCCUUCAGUCAGUACUCUAACUUAAGCAGACAUCGUAAAAUUCACACUGAAGAAAAACCUUACGAGUGCCGUGAAUGUGGGAAGUCCUUCCAUCGUAGGUCUUCCCUCACUAAACACAGCAAGGUUCACACUGGAGAAAAACCAUAUAAGUGUAGUGAAUGUGGUAAAUAUUUUAAGGAAACUACACACCUUGUUAUGCACAAGAGAGUUCAUACCGGAGAAAAGCCACAUCAAUGUACUGAUUGUGGAAAGUACUUUAGUCGAAGCGGUGGCCUCAUUCAACACCUCAGAGUUCACACGGGUGAAAAACCUUAUGAGUGUAGUGAUUGUGGGAAGUGCUUCAGUCAAAGCUGCAGCCUCGUUCAACACCUCAGAGUUCACACUGGUGAAAAACCUUACGAGUGUAGUGAUUGUGGGAAGUGUUUCAGUCAAAGCUGUAACCUCAUUCACCACCUCAGAGUUCACACCGGUGAAAGACCGUAA
This is a messenger RNA of Pipistrellus nathusii (Nathusius's pipistrelle), 1440 nucleotides long. The record is from the annotation of a GenBank genome assembly. Lineage: Eukaryota; Metazoa; Chordata; Mammalia; Chiroptera; Vespertilionidae.